GCAAAAAUUAAUAGAUAAGCUAAAUUUUUAAUAAAUACAAAACUUUUGAAAUAUUUAAUCUAUCUACUUACAAAUAAAAAAUGGGUGGUUGUUGCAAUAGACAGAGAUUAGAAGAGUAUCAAGCAGAUAAAUUUUAAAUAUAAUUUCCUAGUAUUAUUGACAGUAAUGAUUCAAUAAUUAUGGACAUAAUAAAAUAGGCUCAAGAAUAGUUUUCGAUGAUUGAUAUUGAAUUUUAGUGUCGAAAUGAAAAUAGUCUUACUUUUACUGGGUUUAACAAACAAAUUCUUUAGAAAGUAGUUUUAAAAGUUAUGCCUUUUUAAGAUGUUGAUUAAAAACAAAUAAAUGAAUCAUCUAAUUAAAUACAAAAAAUAUUUUAAAACAAAUAACCCUAUUUAGUGUAAAUAUUCUCUUGUACUAUUUUAGAAAAUGAUCAUGGUAAAUUCUAUGCAAUUUAAUUAGAGUUCUGCCAAGAUACACUUGGAUUUAUAAUUGAUAGUACUAAAAUGCUAAACAACUACAAGCAUUAAAAAUUAUAGUAUGCAGUUUAAUUGUUAGAUGCUUUGAAUACGCUACAUCAAAAUUAAAUAUAGUAUGGAAACUUAGAUAUAACUAAAGUAUUUCUUAAGAAUAAUAGCAUUAAAUUAGGUUACUUAGGUUUUAUUCCUUAAGACUUAAAUUCUAAUUUUUUGAUAAGUGUGGAAAGUUAACUAAGUUUAUCCAAAUCACAUAGAUCGCAUUAGGAUGAUUUAAUUAGUGUGGCAUUGAUAUUUAUUAUUAUUGAUAAUCCUUAGUUCUACUUACAAAGCUUUAUAGAUAAUGAGGAUUAAUUGUAUUCAUCUUUGAUUAAAGGGAAAAUUCCUAAAAAGCUCAAACAUGAGUAUAACUGCUUUUUAUGUGAAAUAGUUUAAGACAUUAUAGAUACUACAAUAAACUAGAGAAAGACUGUAGCAGAUUAUAUUUCAGAGUUUGCCAAUCAUUUUAUUAGUGAAAAUAUAUAGCUACCACAAAUUUAUUCAAAAUAUAGUUUAAAAAAUAAGACUAUAAAAUUGAGCAAGCAUAUUGAGGAAAUAGAAUAAAAAGAUGAUUAUAAAUAUGAAUUUUAAUUAAAUGAAAAGGAAUCAGAUUUAACUCUGCAAUAAAAUAGAACCAUCAAUGCUUUUUUACUAAACGAUCUAGCAAAAGCCAUUUCUAAAUGUUAUCCCUUAUAUAAUCUUAGUCUUUUUCUUAACUUCAAUCCAAAUAUAAACGACUAUUUCCUCUAUAAUUUAGUAAGAGCUAUCAAGUUAUCACAAAAGCUUACAAACCUAUAUUUAGGGUUAGGGCAAUCAAAUAUUACAUUGAGAGGAUUCAAGUUACUAGCUAAAUCAAUUCUGUCAAUUAAUUAGUUAUAAAGUAUCACUCUCAUUUUAACAAAUAACAACAACGUAGAAGAUUAGAGUUUCUUUCAACUAUCACUUGCUUUACAAAACUAACAAGAACUCAAUACACUUUUUUUAGAUUUUAAUUAUAAUUAGAAAUGCACUGAAACUGGAAUCUCAGAACUGUUUGUUUGCUUAGGAAAAAUAAAAAGCCUAAGAAAUAUUAACUUUGGAUUUUAGAAGUCUUAAAACUUAAAUACUUAGUGCGUAAUAAACCUUGGCUAAUCAAUUUAAUAAAUAAAUGAGUUAGAGACUUUAAAAUUGAACUUCAGAGAAACAAAAAAUAUUGCCGAAAAAGGAUUUUAGGUGCUAUUUUCCUCUCUGACAUGUUUUUCUUCUAUAACAAGUUUAGAGUUUGACUUUAAUUAAAGUUCAGCAAAUAUAGAAAAUAAAAGCUUAGAAUUGCUAAGUUAAUCUAUAUAAAAAUAAGAAAAACUAGAGCAUAUAGAAUUUGAUUUUAAUAAUUAAAUAUAAUGGUAAGACAUGAGUGUAAUUAAAUCAAUCAUAAGCACUAAGCAAUUAGUUGCUUUUAAACUUUUACUUAGUAAAAGUAAAAAUAUCAUUAAUGAAAUAAUAAUAUAAUUAGGAGAGUAUUUGUCUUAAAAUAUUCAUCUGAACCAAUUAGAAUUAGAUUUUGACUGCUCAGAAAUAAAUGAAUCAUCUUUGAAUACAUUUUUCAAAUUCAUUAAGAAAAAUACUUUUCUUGAUAAAUUCUUUAUUAGAUUUAAAUGCAGUGAAAAUUUAGGUGACGAAGCUUUAUAAAUAAUGGCAUCAACCAUUAAAAAACUUAAGAGAAUUGAAUCUAUUUCUGUUAGCUUUGAGUUUAGUGAAAAUAUUUCAGAUGCUUCAUUUGAUGAUUUUCUUUAAAGUUUAAAAUCGCAAUAACUAAAUGUUUUUUAAAUUAAUCUCAGAAACUCCAAAUAAUUGUCAGACGAAUCCUUAAAAAAUCUAAUUGGGUUUAUCUAACUUAAAUAAAGUCUAGAAUAAAUUAGUAUAAUUUUAGAAAGUUCAAAGUUUACGGAAUAGAUGGUACAACAUUUAAUAUUAAAUUUAAAGGCUAUCAAAAAAGAUAAAAAAUUUAAUAUCUAUUUAAAUUCUAUCAAAUAUCAAAAUUUAAUUUUAAGCAGGCUAUAAGGAUAUGAAGAAUUUACAUUCUUAAGUGAAUUUUGAAAAAUUAUUGUUGAUUUAUUUUAUUUUUUUGUACAUAUUUAUUAUAAUAAAAAUAUUAUUAAAAUUUAUCAAAUUGUCAACGAACCGAACUUAGCUCAGUUGGAAGAGCAUCGGACUGUAAAGUUUGUAGUCAUCCGGUGGUCCCCGGUUCGAACCCGGGAGUUCGGAUUUUUUAUAUAUUUAAUUAAUUACUUAGUUUGAUAAUUUAUUCAUUUUAUUCUGUUUUAAAUAUUCACUCACUAUCUAUCAUAAAAAAACAUAUAAAUAA
Molecule: messenger RNA, 2856 nt
Organism: Tetrahymena thermophila SB210
Lineage: Eukaryota; Ciliophora; Oligohymenophorea; Hymenostomatida; Tetrahymenidae
Exons: 23
Biological process (GO): protein phosphorylation
Molecular function (GO): ATP binding; protein kinase activity
Source: RefSeq, a predicted model, not a curated record